This is a messenger RNA of Phodopus roborovskii (desert hamster), 883 nucleotides long. It is a transcript of the gene Ascl1, whose product is annotated as achaete-scute family bHLH transcription factor 1. Gene Ontology annotation, molecular function: RNA polymerase II transcription regulatory region sequence-specific DNA binding; protein dimerization activity; DNA-binding transcription factor activity, RNA polymerase II-specific. Gene Ontology annotation, cellular component: RNA polymerase II transcription regulator complex. The record is from RefSeq and is a predicted model, not a curated record. Gene Ontology annotation, biological process: positive regulation of transcription by RNA polymerase II; neuron differentiation; regulation of neurogenesis. Lineage: Eukaryota; Metazoa; Chordata; Mammalia; Rodentia; Cricetidae. The coding region runs from base 93 to 758 and encodes 221 amino acids. The transcript has 2 exons.
GCGCCUCCUCUCCCCUUCCCUUCGCCCCCUUUGAUCGCGCCUCUCAGUCCCGCGUACCCCUCUCGCUCUUCCCCGCGACUCCUUGACCCGGCAUGGAGGGCUCUGGCAAGAUGGAGAGCGGAGCGGGCCAGCAGCCGCAGCCCCCGCAGCCUUUCCUGCCUCCCGCCGCCUGCUUCUUCGCUUCGGCGGCGGCGGCGGCGCAGAGCGCGCAGCAGCAGCCGCAGCCGCAGCAGGCGCCGCAGCUGAGCCCAGGGGCCGACGGUCAGCCCUCAGGGGGCGGUCACAAGUCAGCGGCCAAGCAGGUCAAGCGCCAGCGCUCGUCCUCUCCCGAACUGAUGCGCUGCAAACGCCGGCUCAAUUUCAGCGGCUUCGGCUACAGCCUGCCGCAGCAGCAGCCGGCCGCCGUGGCGCGCCGCAACGAGCGCGAGCGCAACCGCGUCAAGUUGGUGAACCUGGGCUUUGCCACCCUCCGGGAGCACGUCCCCAACGGCGCGGCCAACAAGAAGAUGAGCAAGGUGGAGACGCUGCGCUCCGCGGUCGAGUACAUCCGAGCUCUGCAGCAGCUGCUGGACGAACACGACGCGGUGAGCGCCGCCUUCCAGGCGGGCGUCCUGUCGCCCACCAUCUCCCCCAACUACUCCAACGACAUGAACUCUAUGGCGGGGUCUCCGGUCUCGUCCUACUCCUCCGACGAGGGAUCCUAUGACCCUCUCAGUCCGGAGGAACAGGAACUGCUAGACUUCACCAACUGGUUCUGAGGAGCUGUCCAGUCCUACUGGAAAAGGACUUUGAAAGUAGAGCGACAGCAGAUCCUGUGUCUUUAGUGUUUCUCGCCAAGGACAUUGAGAGGGAGGAAGAAAACAAACAAACCAGACGGCCAACG